This is a messenger RNA of Cydia amplana, 507 nucleotides long. RefSeq lists its product as uncharacterized. The transcript has 3 exons. The coding region runs from base 1 to 507 and encodes 168 amino acids. Lineage: Eukaryota; Metazoa; Arthropoda; Insecta; Lepidoptera; Tortricidae. The record is from RefSeq and is a predicted model, not a curated record.
AUGGAAAAACAGAAACAAGAAAGCAAAGACUGGUAUAAUGUACAGAAGAGCGAGUUCCUAGUAUUCAAGCCAAAGGGGGGCACCGUGGGUACGGUUCCAACGGUGUACCUGUACGGAACGGAACUUAAACGAACCUCGCAGUUUAAGUACCUGGGGCACUGGGUGACGGAAGACCUGUCGGAAGGCGUGGAUAUAGAGAGAGAAAGGAGAUCCAUGGCGAAUUUCUACACGUGCAGCCUGUGGGUGAGGCAUUCUGCGAGUACCCUCAAUACACUGAGGGUACAAUAUAAUAAUGCAUUUAGGAUGCUUAUGGGGCUGCCGCGCUACUGCAGUGCCUCGGGUAUGCUCACGGAGGCUAGGACAGACGGCUUUCACGCCAUUUUGCGUAAACGUGCGGCAUCCCUGAUGCGACGCGUGUGCGCCAGCCCCAACAGCCUCCUACGUGUGGUGGCCAGCAGGCUGGAUGGCCCGUUCCAGUACCACUGGUUGAAAUUACAUGUCCGGUGA